CAGCUGUUGUAGUGGCACUGACUCGCCUGCCAGUGUCGCAGUGCCGUCAUUCUCGCUCUCUCUGUUACAGUGACCUAUGUGCUUCUAGUUAACUGGCAUCUUAUUAGUGACAUCUUCAUCCAAUUUAAGGACUCAUUAGAAAGUUGUGAAGACAAGUGGUGGUGACGGUGUGAGUUUAGGGAGGGCAGCCUCGCUUGGUUGUGGGAGACAAAGAUGCGUGUGUUGAUGACAGUGUUGACCGUGGUGGGGAGCGUGGCCGGCACAGCUCAGCUGUGGGCCGUACAGUUGGCCAGUGAGGAUGGGGAAGUAGCAAACCAGGUGGCUAGAGACUUGGGAAUAGUGGUGGUUGGGAAAGUGUUCAAUAAUGUUUUCCUCAUGCGCGGAUCAAAUGAGGAGAAAGGUGACUACGAGAGUGUGAAGGAGAGGGAACUAAAGAAGGAGUUAGAUCAUCACCUUAUUGUUUGGUCCGAGCAACAAAUCGGACGUCGACGAACCUCGGGCAGCGAGAGAACAAACACCGUGAUACCUGGUGAAGGAUAUGUGAGCAGUGUGAGGCAAGUGGCAGGUGUAGCAGGAGUGAGGAAAAACCAACGACAGGUAAGGAACAUUGGAGGUUUGAACCGGAAAAUCCCUGCAUUAUCAUGGGAAUUCUCCAAGACCGACCCACUCAGGUGGCGGCAAUGGUACCUGGGUCCAGGACCUGGGAUGCAACUAAACGUGACGGGGCUGUGGGAGGCUGGUGUGCGGGGAGGUGGGAUCAGCGUGGCCAUCCUAGACGACGGUGUGGAGUUGACUCACCUCGAUUUGGCUUUAAAUUAUGACCCCGCAGCAUCGUGGGACCUGCUGGAUUCUGACCCUGAUCCAUCACCCGUGCCUUGGUCACGCCACGGUACGCAGCUGGCUGGGAUUAUUGCUGCAACGCACUCCAAUGGCAUGUGCGGCAUGGGCGUGGCGCCUUGGUCUGGGGUUGGUGCUGUGAGGAUGUUAGGUUACGUAGUAUGGGACGCUACGGAAGCUGCGGCACUAGCUUACGAACGUAACCACGUGGAUGUGUAUGUAGCGGCGUGGGGGCCCGUGGACACAGGGGCUGUAUUAGAGGGUCCGGGGGUACUAGCUGCCAGAGCCAUGAGAGAGAGCAUUGCACUAGGUCGCAGGGGGCGGGGAUCCAUAUACAUAUGGGCUUCCGGAAAUGGCGGAUUUGUUGGUGAUGACUGCAAUGCUGACGGUUAUGCCAACUCUAUCUAUACACUAACUGUAAGUGGCAGCACACGUGGGGGUCACCCCCCUAGCUAUGCAGAGACUUGCGCAGCCACUUUUGUUUCCACUUACAGCGGCGACGCCGACGAGUACGACUCCGAGGAAGAAGUUAACGGGGUGGUAACUACUGAUACCGGUGGUGUUUGCACAGAAUCAUUUCGCGGGUCGUCUGUGUCGGCAGCAAUGGUCGCUGGGGCGUGCGCGUUGGCCCUGGAUGUUAACUCCAAGCUUGGGUGGCGUGAUAUGCAACACCUGAUGGUGCGAGCAGCUACACCCCACAACCCCAUUCCGACGCAGUGGAAUACGAAUGGCAUCGGGCUACGCUAUUCGCACUACUUCGGAUUUGGUUCUCUCAACGCUGGGAAGAUGGUUGAUCUAGCGCGGAAGUGGAAACCUGUUCCUCCAGCUUUCCGGUGUUAUGUGCAAGCACCAUACCAAAACAUUACAUUGGUUCCUGACGAGCCCCUAGUUCUCUCUCUCAGUGUUUCCGGCUGCCAGAUAGUACAAGCCGAGCAUAUCCAAGUUAAUGCGUCAAUCAGUGCCCAAAGCCGCGGGCAGAUAGAGGUGUUGCUGGAGUCUCCCUCAGGCACGGUAUCUUCUCUUUUACCUAAGCGUCCCCUAGAUCUUUCCCCUUAUGGCAUCUACAACCACCCUCUAAUGUCAGUUCACAUGUGGGGGGAGGACCCACGGGGUACCUGGAAACUUCGCAUCACUUACCACAACUCCAGUAUAAUUGGCCCAUCCGGCAGCAAAACAUUCGUCGAUGUUCCUAACAUGCUGCACAACUGGACGCUAAUCAUCCACGGCACAGAAAUUACCCUGGACCGCGCUACGCCCUAUCACUACUACUACACUUCCGAACAACUCACCCGUAUAAUCCGCCGCCAGAAAAGGACAGGAAUUAUGACUAUUGGUACAAAUAAAACUGAUAAUCCGAGACAACAUCAAGAGGAUCGUGUAAGAGUCGAAGUUCAGCACUGGUGCUCUCCCAUUACCACUAGAGACAAGAUACACUCUUACCUUUUCUGCCGUGUACGUGCUCCUGUCCCAGGUAUUGUUAGCGGUAUCACCUGGUACAGUGGAGACAGAGAAAUCGUCCAAGAUGUGGUUCGGCGCCUAAGUGGGAAGGGUUUUCUAGCUGCCAAAUACCCGUCAAUCCUGCUCAUAAGGGAGACCAAGACUAUUGACGGCAACUUUACUUGCAGAGUGAUGUAUGAUAAUGAGGUAUUUAUACAGAAUUUAGAGGUCAGAGGUAAUUAUUCAACAGUCCCUGAGGUCACUGAAAAGACUCAAGUAUCUGUGGAAGGCGGGAACGUGGAGCUGGCCUGCGACAGUCUCUCCCCAAUCUUAAGAGGGACAUGGACUCGAAACGGGGAACGGGUCAAACCCACUGAACGAGUAACAAUUAACGAAGAAAGGCUGACCAUCACUGGGGUUGAAAACCAAGACUUGGGUGUAUAUAAAUGCCACGUAAAGUCCCCAAGAUUCAACUACUCCCACAAUGUCUCUGUCACUCUCUUGCUGGCUCAAGGACGGUCAACACUCAUUACCCACUAUGCCAUCACUUCCCAACCUCCACUGCCGCCCUCUCUAGCAUCUACAACUUCUUUGUGCACGUCACAGGAAAAUGCAACAGAUACUUCCCCAAAUCCAUUGACAUCAGAAUUAUUUGGAGCAGGGCCAAGAGGCUGUCCUCGACCAUUCAAGACAUUGGUGGAAGGCCAUUGUCUGUUGGUAGCACCCGGGGAGGCCAGGUCGUGGAACCGGGCGAGGGCUCAGUGCCAGCGAAGGGGAGGUGACCUACUGGUAUUGCAAGACGCUGCCCUCAUGCUGGCAAUUAUGCAACUCUUCCACUCUCAAGGUUUGAGUAACACCUCCUUCUGGAUAGGCGGGCUGAGGCAGAGCCACGAGUUAUGGGAAUGGGUGGAUGGCACGUUCUUACCCUUGGGUCUCGCCUUCUGGUACCCCACGCCCUCACGCCGACCCAAGGAGAUUUCAGUGGCCAGACUCCACCGAAACCUGAUGCAUGGCAGGAGACACGGACUCUAUCGUCCUUACACACAAAGUCAAAGAAGAAGGGCCAGGAAUGAUCUUAGAAGAGGAAGUGCAUCUCGUAUAGAACCAUUGACUGCACAACAUCCAGGAAGGUCAGGUUCCAGAUUUUCCAGAAAGCGACUUAUUCCAGCCUCAAUGAGAUUAAACCCCUCAAAUUCCAGACAAAUGAACAGAUUCUCGACAAGUGCUCCUGUUGCGUCGUCGAGAGACCUCCAAGAUGAAUCUCACUUUAGCCCAGUUAACACAUCGGGAGCUUCUAUCAGAAUACCAGGUGAAAAGAGAUUCUUGCUAAGCCGUCGCCGAGAGGAAAAGCGAAGGCAACAGCAACUUAGGAUUGACCAUAUAUCAGGAGAGAGGGUCUCAGAACACUCGAGGCCUGGAGUGGUACAAGAUCACCGACAAUAUAUUUCCCACUAUUCAGGCAGGCGAAUGUUCACAGACGGGCCUCGCCCGAGAGAGGUGAGACAACAACAACAACAAACAUUACCCAAUCAAGGUAAACGCCGGCUGCGUCCUGAAGGCGUGGAGCCACAAAGAGCCGUGUGUCUCUGGGCAAGGUUCGGUCACUUCUUCGCGUCUUGCUCGGUGAAAAAGCGCCUGAAGGCUUUGUGUGAAUACAAACAUGGGACAGGAAAAAAGGAAGAAAAUCGUUGAUCUGAACCCUGUGGCUGUAGUAACUAAAAACGAAGCAAAACAAACAUAUAUUGAUGUACACAAAAAACUACAGCAACAAAUGCAUAUCAUGAAAAAAUUCUUCUAAGUUUUCUAGUACAUGAAAUACAAAACCACAUUGUAUGGAAUGGAAAAAAGGGUUUUGUUUUUCCUAAAAAGAAGAAAAAAAGAAGACAUUUAAUGUUACUCAGACUAGGAAAUUUCUUUCAAUUUCAGGAUUUUUUUCAUCAAAGAGAGAGAACACUAGUAGAAUUAACUGUACUAGCCUUGCAACUUGUUGACAAGUCUGAGUCUGUGUAAUAAAAUUUAACUAUAAACGCA
Molecule: messenger RNA, 4305 nt
Organism: Homarus americanus (American lobster)
Lineage: Eukaryota; Metazoa; Arthropoda; Malacostraca; Decapoda; Nephropidae
Exons: 3
Coding region: 214-3966 (1250 amino acids)
Biological process (GO): protein processing
Cellular component (GO): Golgi membrane; trans-Golgi network
Molecular function (GO): serine-type endopeptidase activity
Source: RefSeq, a predicted model, not a curated record